Messenger RNA from Dentiscutata erythropus, 497 nucleotides. The record is from the annotation of a GenBank genome assembly. Lineage: Eukaryota; Fungi; Glomeromycota; Glomeromycetes; Diversisporales; Gigasporaceae.
AACAAGAUAUUGCAGAACCUUCAACAAGAACAAGAUCCCAAACUUCUAAAACUUCAUCAGAUACAAAAGAAAAAACAAGAAUAAGACAACAAGAAUAUAGAGCUUCUUUGAAAAAAAUGGACAUUGAAUGUAAACAUUGUGGGGUAUUAAGAUUGAAGAGAGAAAAACCAGAACUUUGUUGCAUGAAUGGUGAAGUUAUAUUAGCACCACUUCAAGCACCACCACCAGAAAUUUAUUAUUUGCUUAUAGCAAAAGAUCCAAUAUCUAAAGUACUAUUUGUUAAUAAAAUAAGAGCAUAUAAUCAACUCAGCUUUACCAAAACAAGGAGAAAUGCCAAAAUAUAUUUUCAUGAUUCUUCAGAUAUUGAAGCACAAAUUGAUAGAAGACAUGAUAUAAUGAAGCAAUCAAUUAUUAAACAGGGAUAUGAUAAAUAUUAUUCAAAAUGUAUUAAUGGAUUUAAAUCCUUUUGUAGAUACUUAUAUAUCUGCAGGAAAUGA